CCCGUCUCAAUCAGCUUCAAUCCUUUUCGUGAACCCCAAGCUCUACACAUCCUUGAGGUAUUCAUCUGCCUGACACUGAACCGCUUCGAUUGCGCACUCGACUCCUUCUGACCGCUUCCUCAUCACCGUGCGAGCCUUCGAGCUCCAUCCCGCCCUACAAUCCACAGCACGAUGGCCGAUGUGCUUCCAGCGAAGGCGCCUAGCCAGCUUUUGCAACGACGGCUGUCACAAGCACAUUUCAAUGCAAUGCAAGUCCAAGGCAUGAUGGCACAGUUCAACAUGGCCUUCAGACCCGACUCAGCAGCUACCAUCCCCUUACAAAUGCUCCAAGCACAAGAGCAACAAACAUUGGCCAUGCACGCGGCUUCAGUAGCUCCUAGCGAGCUUCUCAACACUCAUCCAGCACAAACAAUGAACAACUCAAUGUACAUGGAUCACUCUGCUUUUCAAAACUCUUACAGCAUCCCAGUCGGCAUGAACAACGCUACCUUUGGGAGUCUCGCCUGGCCUGCCUCAAUAGUCACCAACCCGAAUACCAUGGCGGUGCUGCCUUUAGUCCGAAAUGAAAGCUAUAGCAGUGUGGAAGGCAGCGAACCCAGUAUCAAGACUGAAGACCGGUCUCCGAUUCACCCUUCUCAGGUCUACUUCGAUGCAACUGCGUAUGCAUCAAGCCCAGAGUCGCAGACAGCGACGGAUUCAUCAGAAGAGACGAAGCCGGUUGUGUUCUCGACUGAAAUUGAUACUCUCAUGAAAGCUAUACAGAUGAAGACGCAGCCUGCAGAGCAACGAGAAGCACCAAAGCCGAAACCGGCGGCGAGCAAUAACAGAGCAAAAAAGCGAUAUACCUGCGAUGUACCCGAUUGCGGCAAAGCCUUCUACCAAAAGACCCACCUCGAGAUACAUACACGAGCACAUACAGGCAUCAAACCGUUCCUCUGUAAGGAACCAUCCUGCGGCCAAAGAUUCAGUCAACUUGGUAAUCUCAAGACACACGAACGAAGGCACACGGGAGAGCGACCUUAUCACUGCGACAUCUGCGGCAAGACUUUCGCGCAACACGGCAAUGUUCGUGCGCAUAAAAUUGUGCACACUGCUGCCAAGCCGUUUACAUGCAAGCUCGACAACUGUAACAAGCAGUUCACGCAGCUGGGCAACCUCAAAUCUCAUCAGAAUAAAUUCCAUGUUGAGACGAUUCGACGUCUCAAGUCUCGGUUCGAAGAUAUCAAAGCAGGCGACGUUGUGGAGAAGUGGGAGAAGGAUAUGUGGGAGUACUUUGCAGGUCUGUACAAGAACUGCAACAAAGGCAUCAAAGGCCGAGGGAAAGACCGACGGAUCAGCACUACUUUGCUAGGUGCGGCUCAGAGGAGGGAUAGCAUGGUCUCCGCAGAAUGCUCAGGCGGAGAAGGGCUGGCAAUGCAAGCCAGGCGAGAUUCACUGACUGGCACCAUGCACCAAUAA
This is a messenger RNA of Pseudocercospora fijiensis CIRAD86, 1458 nucleotides long. RefSeq lists its product as uncharacterized. The transcript has a single exon. Gene Ontology annotation, molecular function: DNA-binding transcription factor activity, RNA polymerase II-specific; RNA polymerase II cis-regulatory region sequence-specific DNA binding. The record is from RefSeq and is a predicted model, not a curated record. Lineage: Eukaryota; Fungi; Ascomycota; Dothideomycetes; Mycosphaerellales; Mycosphaerellaceae. The coding region runs from base 172 to 1458 and encodes 428 amino acids. Gene Ontology annotation, biological process: regulation of transcription by RNA polymerase II.